Molecule: messenger RNA, 3940 nt
Organism: Oncorhynchus kisutch (coho salmon)
Lineage: Eukaryota; Metazoa; Chordata; Actinopteri; Salmoniformes; Salmonidae
Gene: ccdc40
Product: coiled-coil domain 40 molecular ruler complex subunit
Exons: 19
Coding region: 632-3610 (992 amino acids)
Biological process (GO): heart looping; axoneme assembly; epithelial cilium movement involved in determination of left/right asymmetry
Cellular component (GO): cytoplasm; cilium
Source: RefSeq, a predicted model, not a curated record
GUUUUUAGUUUGCAAAUUCAAUUUCGUAUUACGAGCUGCAGGAUUAUUUGUUGUUGCUGAAGAGGUGAUAAAGCAGCCUUAAGGUUUAGUAACUUGUGCAUUUCGAGAACAGUUAAAACAUUCUGGUAUUUUACAUUGUUCGGUAAUCUAGCUAACGUUAGCGUUAAUAGCGUAUUAACGAAUAAGCACGCUAACUUCAAGGCAAGUGUAUAGCAGUAUUCCACGGGAAACAUUAUGCGCGUAGUAGGCAUAGCCAUCAUAGGUAUCUGUCUUAUUUCAUUUUUAAGCAAAGUUCUGAAGAGAUAACUCCUUAAUAACUCAAGAAGCAGGUAAGGCUUUCAAUAAAUGGGCGUUAAAAGAGCAGGUGACAUUAUUUAGCAGACACUCUUAUCCAGAGCGACGUACAGGAACAAUUAGGGUUUAAGUGCCUUGCUCAAGGGCACAUACACUGAUUUUUUUCACCUAGUCGGCUUGGGGAUUUAAACCAGCAACCUUUCGGUUACUGGCACCAAAGCUCUUAACCGCUAGGCUACCUGCCUACAUGACUGCAAUGAAAUCCAAUGUUGCUGUCACAAAGGCAACUUUCUUGUAGUGCUGACAGAGUCGACCAUCUUGUUUCCCACCGAGUCCAAUGGAGGGUGGAGGAAGUGAGGGAGGAGGAGAAGAGGAGAGGAGGGGAACCCCGCCACAGGAGGAGGGGAAGUACGAUGAACAGCCAGGUGGUGCUGACGAGGCAGCAGAGGACUCUGGGGUUACUGUACUACCUGGGCAGGAGGGUGGAUCAGCAGAGCAGUCAGACAGAGAGCAGGCCGAGGCGGGGGCUGGUUACCCAGUGUCACAGUCAGGAAACAGUGGUACAGGCGCAGCCUUCAACCCCGCCAGCAACUCAGAUAACGGAACGAUGCCCUUGCCGCCUCACCCCUCGUUGCACCUCUCAGUCCCCCUCUCCGACAGCGAUGCGGACGGGUUACGCAGGGCGGCGGAUGAGGGCGAUGAGGAAGAUGAGCUCAUCGUGCUGGACCCUGAACACCCGCUGAUGAGAAGGUUCCAGACUGCACUGAGGAACCACCUCCACAAGCAACUGGAGAGACUCAACAUGGAGUUGCGCGAGAAGAUGGCCAUAGAGAGGUCUGAGAGCGACCACCGAGAGGAGCUGGGCGUGGAGCUGUACGGCAUACAGCAGGAGCUGGCCAGACUCCAGGCCUGUCUGGAGGGCCGUCACGAGACCAACGCGCAGGCGGCCGCCCAGCGCAGACAGGCCCAGGAUCAGCUGGAGGGGGUCCGAAGCCAGUACCGCACCACAGCCAGCCAGGCCGGCAAGCAGAGGUCACACGUGUCCCAGCUGCAGAGUGAGGUAGAGAACCUGGCACUGCGUCUGUUCUACAUGCAGGAGGUUAACGCCGACCUGCGCUCUGACAUCACGGCCAUGAAGAACGCCUCGCGCAAGGCCUACUCCGAGAAGACCCAGGCAGAGGAGCAGAAACACAAACAGGACUUGUAUGUGGAGCGGUUGACCAAACACAUGGAGCGGCUGACGGAGCAGAUAGCUCUGUAUAAAGUACAGACCAUCGCCCAGUCUGAGGAGACCCAGGCAGCCAAGGAGGCCCUCUCUGAGGCCCAGAUGGAGAUGGACUCUUUGGGGAUGGAGAGGAAGCAGCUGCUGCAGCAGUGGAACAGCAGCCUGGUGGGCAUGAGGAGACGAGACGACGCCUACACCGCCAUGCUGGAGGCUCUACGCGCGGCCACCCACCAGGUCCGCUCUCUAGACACCGAGAUCGAGGGCUUCAAGAAGUCCAUCACGCAGGAGGGGGAGCGCAAUGAGCUGCUGACAGUACUACUGAACCGGAGCCAGCUGGACAGCGCCACCUCCAGGAAGCUGAUCUCCCACAGCCACAGCCAGCAGGAGGCGCUGCAGGUCCAGUACAGCAUCUACAUGAGGACCCUGCAGGAGACCGAGCAGACGCUGCAACGCGUCAACACGGAGUGUGGGGUGCGUCAGGUGGAGGUGUCCUCCCUGAGGAAGCAGACGGAGAAGGAGUGGGUGCGGCGCAUCGAGCUGGAGGACCGCAUCAUGUCCAAGAUGCAGGAGCAUCUCACCCACGACAAGGCCACCAAGUACUCCCGACGCCUCACCGACAAGAUGGCCGCCCACAAGAGGGAGAAGGAGACCCAGCUGUCCCGGCUGGAGAACGAAAAGGCGGCGGUGACGCUGGAGAGCAGUGACCUCACCCUGCGCCUGGAGGGUCUGGCCCGCACCCUCGCCUCGCUGGAGACGGAGAUGAGCCGCCGCAACGAACUGCUCGGGGCCAGCGAGGCCAGGAUCACCAAGCGCGUCACCGUCAUCGAGCGCAAGCAGGCCACCAUCAACGUUUACAACAAGAAGAUUGAGCAGCUCGUCGCCAGCACUGGGCACGAGGACCUGGGCCCGUUGGAGAUCCAGGCCAGUACUCUGACCAAGCAGCUGGAGGGGGUGGGAGGAGAGAUCAAGGAGCAGCAGCAGCUCUGGCUGCGGCAGCAGGGGGAACUGGUGAGACUGACCCAGGAGAAACAGGCCCGGAGCGCCGCCCUGCUCACACUGCAGACCCAAUUCACCAUCCUACAGCAGAGGAAAGUCCGCACCGAGAGUGAGAUACAACAGGAGCAGCGGGAGCAGGCCGAGCUGGAGAGACACAUGAAGGAGCUGAUGGCGGACAUGUUGAAGCUCAACUCCCUGCUGAGUGAGAACAGGCAUCUCCACCAGGGCCUGGAGCAGGGCAACGUCGUCAUGGAGACUGACUUCCUGCACAGACUCAAGGAGGCGGAGAGAAACUCCAUUGAGACGCAGAUGAAGCUAGAGAGGAUCCAGGAGGAGAAGGACAGGCUGUUCAACAGUCUGGUGGAGUCAGAGCGUCAGAUCAUGCUGUGGGAGAAGAAGACCCAGCUGGUGAGAGAGACCAGGUCGGCUGUGGACUCUGAGGUGGGCCAGGGAGACAUCCGCACCAUGAGGGCUGAGAUCCACCGGAUGGAGGUGCGAUACGGUCAGCUGAUGAAGCAGCAGGAGCGCCUAUUGAGGGAGAUGGAGGGAGUGGUGGCUCGCAGGGAGACUAUCGUGAUGCGCAGUGAAGCCCAGGCACGCACCGACCGCAAGCAGCCCACUCACACCGACUUCCACGGCAUCCUGCAGGGCCUGCGUCGGAAGAUACUGGACACACAGAAGCAAGCGGAGGAGUGUGACGGGGUCCUCAGGGAGCUGCAGCAGGGCCAGGCCAGUCUGAGCUGCAGUCUGCGGGACAAACAGCUGCAGCUGGGAGAGCUCCAGAGUGCCAGAACUGUCCUCACCUCAGACUUCCAAUGUCUGCAGGACACCAAGGAGAGGAACCUGGCCCGUCUGGUCUCCCUCCAGGGCCAUGCCAAGCAGCUCCAAGCGGUGUGUGAGGGUCGCUACAGCGCCCUGUCCACCAGCGAAGCCUUGGAGCCUGCGUUGCAGAGGCAGGAGGAGCGUCUGCACGCUGUGACCACCAUCCUGCACCGUGUCCAGCAGGAGUUCCCCCAGCACCAGGGGGUGCUACGACGCCUCUCCCUAGCCCUGGCCGCACGCCUGCAGACUCCGAUUGGUCAGGAGACCCACUGACUAUUACAUGACUGAAAACCCCCAUCAUAGGACGGACCAGACGGAGUAGAUUGGAGAUAGAGAUCCAUCAUAGUUGUCGGGUAUUACUGCCCUAUGGUGUUCCAUGUUACUCUGGCUGUUAGGAUUAGGGAGCUGGACUUGGGGUGGAAGCUCUCCUCCUGGCCAUGUUUGGGCAAUUUUGGUUUUCAGAAUAUUUCAGUUUAUUUAGUUUCACUUGAUAGAAUGAAGAGUUGAUUUAAUAUACAGUAUACACGGAUAUCCUACCAGCGUGUGAAAAUAAUAUUGUCCAUGGAUAAACUGAAGAUGCACAUAAAUAAACAAUAAAAGCAA